UCGAGACUCGAACGAUCAGGUUUGGACCAGCUUGGUCAUUCAGUAGUACGUUUUCGGAUGUGUCGGUUCGCGUCGUACAAUUAAACACUGCAAUGGAUAAAAAAAGCAAUUUUACGAGAAUUGAUAAACCAUUUAUACCUCGGUGGAUCCACGAUCGCACAGAAUUGACGCCGCUGGAGCAAUCUAUUGAAAAAUUCCGUUCAAAAUUCCGAACACGGGAACCAAGCAACGUUUUUAGCCGUUCUAGAAUCCUUGGCUACUUCAGUGUAGACGGUGAUGGUAAUUAUUUAUCCGAUUCAUCAGGUCUGAGAUAUUUCAAUCCAAUGGAAAACCAAGUUCCCAUCGAUCUGAAUGAAGGUUUUGACGACUUUGUGGUAAGCCAAGAAAAAAUACAUAAAGAACGAAAGUUGCAGUGGAUAGAUGAGAAUCGUGAAACGAUCAAAGCUGCUCCUGAAACUGGACGCUUGAUAGAACCAAAUUUUGUAUGCGCCCCUCGAAUAUUAGUGCAUUUCAUGUCCAUUCCUUACGUACCAAUUCAUAGCUGGAAUUUGUGUGCUGCAAAAUGGAAAGGAACAAUAUACAUUAAUACUGCUAAAGGUUUUAAAAGAGGGAACUAUGAAAAUGAAGAAAAAUUUUGGUAUUGGAACCGCAAAUUCUACGAAUACUUCUCAGAAUCUCCUGAGGAAGCUCCGAAUCCUAAAAAACCAUUGGCAGAGUCUGAAGAAUUUCGAUGUAUCUAUCAGCGGCAGAUUGGCCAACAUUCUGUGCUGUAUUCGGCUUUGCGAGGGGCUGCAUUGCCCAACAAAAUAUUUGCAAAUCCAAUACCGCUUGAUGAACUUAAAUUCAUCGAUUUGCGUACAAGCAAGUCAAUCAAACAUAAAGGACAUGAGGUCUCUUUGAAGAAAUACAUAUUUUUAAGAUGGUGGACAAAUGCAAUUCUCGUCAAUGAUGAUCAAGUGUUAUGUGGUUUUCGAGAUGAUAAUGGAAUUGUCCACGAAUUGAAAACAUACAAAACUGAUGAUCUGCCCAAAUUGUCCGAGGGUUGUUGGGAUCCACAGAAAUGCUUUGACUCCUGUGAAACAAUCUUGACAAAAAUUGCAGAAACUGUCGUUGACGAUUGUGACAAAACGAUCUACCAAAUUGUCAAGAGACGCAACGAAGACUUUGAGAUCAACAAGUUGGAGCCUUCGGAAGAAAAUUCUGUUGUACCAGAAUGGUAUAAAAAUUCAAUGAUUCAAUAAAUCCGUCGCUACGGUUCAAGUGUGAAUAAUAUAACAGAAACAGUUUGAAUAUUUUUAUGGAAUAAACAUUUUUUUAUGGAACAUAUGCUCAAGUUCAUUCUCUGAAAGUGUACGCAAAAAAAAAAUAAAGAAUUUUGUAUUGAA
Messenger RNA from Venturia canescens, 1385 nucleotides. Its product is annotated as decapping and exoribonuclease protein-like. The transcript has 4 exons. The record is from RefSeq and is a predicted model, not a curated record. The coding region runs from base 93 to 1241 and encodes 382 amino acids. Gene Ontology annotation, molecular function: mRNA 5'-diphosphatase activity. Gene Ontology annotation, biological process: nuclear-transcribed mRNA catabolic process; NAD-cap decapping. Gene Ontology annotation, cellular component: cytosol; nucleus. Lineage: Eukaryota; Metazoa; Arthropoda; Insecta; Hymenoptera; Ichneumonidae.